AUGUUCGCCCUCAAAUUCAUUGCUCUUGCUGUUCUCGCCUUCCUUGUCGACUCCAACGUCGCGUCUCCCAAUCUAUCUCGCCGCGCAGCCCAGGCGUGCACAUCGUCGAACGUUCCCCGAUUCAACCCCCUCGCAGUAUUCAGGACUCCUCCCGCAUCGGGAUCGCCGACGAUCCCCAUCCGUAUGAUUGACGCCCUCACAAUCCCUCACAUCGGCUGGGGCAUCUUCUCAGCAGGCGGCUCUAGCAGGUGGCUCUUCUACAACCUCCAGAACGGCGCGAUAUUCCCCAUCGGCUCGGCCCCGUUCCCCGCACCCGUCUCUGUGUCUCUCGUCACCGGCGAAUCGCCCCUGUUCGUGUCCACCCAGUUCCCGCCUCCGGCGUUCACGGGAUACUGUUCGGCGGCUGAUCCCGCAGGCGGACCGGAUCUCUUGACAGUGGGGGGCCAGUCACUGUGGGCCCUUUGUCCCAAUACGACUGUUGGCGGGCGAAAGGACCUCGUAUGGUCCCCCGUAGCCAACCACGCACACUAUUCGCUGCCGACCUGCCAGGAGGUCGAUAUCCAGAUGAUCUCAGCUUGA
This is a messenger RNA of Pleurotus ostreatus (oyster mushroom), 579 nucleotides long. RefSeq lists its product as uncharacterized. The record is from RefSeq and is a predicted model, not a curated record. Bases 1 to 579 code for a protein of 192 amino acids. Lineage: Eukaryota; Fungi; Basidiomycota; Agaricomycetes; Agaricales; Pleurotaceae. The transcript is spliced from 3 exons.